AUGGGCUCUCCAAGAUCCUGUUCGGCCUUCGUGUUCCGCAAUGUGGUGAAAACAGAGUUGUCAGUCACUGCUGAGUUAGUGCCUACCUCAUCAUGGAACAUUUCGAGUGAACUCGACAAAGAUUCUUACCUGACCCUCGAUGAACCAAUGAAUAACAUCACCACAUCUCUGGGCCAGACAGCAGAACUGCACUGCAAAGUCUCUGGAAAUCCGCCUCCCACCAUCCGCUGGUUCAAAAAUGAUGCACCUGUAGUCCAGGAGCCCCGGAGAAUCUCCUUUCGGGCAACCAGUUAUGGUUCUCGGCUGCGGAUUAGAAAUCUCGACACCACAGACACAGGCUACUUCCAGUGUGUGGCAACAAAUGGCAAAAAGGUGGUUUCUACCACUGGCGUCUUGUUUGUCAAGUUUGGCCCCCCUCCUACUGCAAGUCCCGGAUCCUCAGAUGAGUACGAAGAAGACGGAUUCUGUCAGCCAUACAGAGGGAUUGCAUGUGCGAGGUUUAUUGGCAACCGCACCGUCUAUAUGGAGUCUUUGCACAUGCAAGGGGAAAUAGAAAAUCAGAUCACAGCGGCCUUCACCAUGAUCGGCACCUCCAGUCACUUAUCCGAUAAGUGUUCCCAGUUCGCCAUCCCUUCCCUGUGUCACUACGCCUUCCCAUACUGUGACGAAACUUCACCUGCCCCAAAGCCCCGUGACCUGUGUCGCGAUGAAUGUGAAAUCCUGGAAAACGUCCUGUGCCAAACAGAGUACAUUUUCGCAAGAUCGAAUCCCAUGAUUCUGAUGAGGCUGAAACUGCCAAACUGUGAAGAUCUGCCCCAGCCAGAGAGCCCAGAAGCUGCCAACUGUAUCCGGAUAGGCAUUCCCAUGGCAGACCCUAUAAAUAAAAAUCACAAGUGCUAUAACAACACAGGCGUGGACUACCGGGGGACUGUCAGCGUGACCAAAUCAGGGCGCCAGUGCCAGCCGUGGAAUUCCCAGUACCCCCACACGCACACCUUCACCGCCCUGCGAUUUCCAGAGCUGAAUGGAGGCCAUUCCUACUGCCGCAACCCAGGGAAUCAGAAGGAAGCUCCCUGGUGCUUUACCUUGGAUGAAAACUUUAAGUCUGACCUGUGUGACAUCCCAGCAUGUGAUUCAAAGGAUUCCAAGGAGAAGAAUAAAAUGGAAAUCUUGUACAUACUGGUGCCAAGCGUUGCCAUUCCCCUCGCCAUUGCCUUACUCUUCUUCUUCAUUUGUGUCUGCCGCAAUAACCAGAAGUCAUCGUCACCACCAGUCCAGAGGCAACCAAAGCAUGUCAGAGGUCAAAAUGUAGAGAUGUCGAUGCUGAAUGCCUAUAAACCCAAGAGCAAGGCUAAAGAAUUGCCCCUUUCUGCCGUACGUUUUAUGGAAGAAUUGGGUGAGUGUGCCUUCGGAAAAAUUUAUAAGGGCCAUCUCUACCUCCCAGGCAUGGACCAUGCUCAGCUAGUUGCUAUCAAGACUUUGAAAGACUAUAAUAAUCCCCAGCAAUGGACGGAAUUUCAACAAGAAGCCUCGCUCAUGGCUGAACUACACCACCCCAAUAUUGUCUGCCUUCUAGGGGCUGUCACUCAGGAACAACCUGUGUGCAUGCUUUUUGAGUAUAUGAAUCAGGGGGAUCUCCAUGAGUUCCUCAUCAUGCGAUCCCCGCAUUCUGAUGUCGGUUGCAGCAGUGAUGAAGAUGGGACGGUAAAAUCCAGCCUGGACCAUGGAGAUUUUCUGCACAUUGCAAUUCAGAUUGCAGCCGGCAUGGAUUACCUGUCUAGUCACUUCUUUGUCCACAAGGACCUUGCAGCUCGCAAUAUUUUAAUUGGAGAGCAACUUCACGUGAAGAUUUCAGACCUUGGGCUUUCCAGAGAAAUUUACUCCGCUGAUUACUACAGGGUACAAAGUAAGUCUUUGCUGCCCAUUCGCUGGAUGCCCCCCGAAGCCAUUAUGUAUGGUAAAUUCUCUUCUGAUUCAGAUAUCUGGUCUUUUGGGGUUGUCUUGUGGGAGAUUUUCAGUUUUGGACUCCAGCCAUAUUAUGGAUUUAGUAAUCAGGAAGUGAUCGAGAUGGUGAGAAAACGACAACUCUUACCGUGCUCUGAAGACUGCCCACCGAGAAUGUACAACCUCAUGACCGAGUGCUGGAAUGAGAUUCCCUCCAGGAGACCACGAUUUAAAGAUAUUCAUGUCCGGCUUCGGUCCUGGGAGGGGCUAUCGAGUCACACCAGCUCUACUACACCAUCGGGGGGAAAUGCUACCACACAGACAACCUCCCUCAGUGCCAGCCCAGUGAGUAAUCUCAGUAACCCCAGAUACCCUAAUUACAUGUUCCCGAGCCAGGGGAUUCCACCACAGGGCCAGAUUGCUGGUUUCAUUGGCCCACCAAUACCUCAGAACCAGCGAUUCAUCCCCAUCAAUGGAUACCCAAUACCUCCUGGAUAUGCAGCAUUUCCAGCUGCCCACUACCAACCAGCAGGUCCUCCCAGAGUGAUUCAGCACUGUCCGCCUCCCAAGAGUCGGUCUCCGAGCAGCGCCAGUGGGUCAACCAGCACUGGUCAUGUGACCAGCUUGCCCUCAUCAGGAUCCAAUCAGGAAGCAAAUAUUCCUUUACUACCACACAUGUCCAUUCCAAAUCAUCCCGGUGGAGUGGGUAUCACUGUUUUUGGCAACAAAUCUCAAAAACCCUAUAAAAUUGACUCAAAGCAACCGUCUUUGCUAGGAGACUCCAAUAUUCACGGACAUACCGAAUCUAUGAUUUCUGCAGAACUAUAAAAUGCGCAAUAUUUGAAAUGUGGUAUACAGGACCAGCUAGAAAGUCGUAGAAAAAAAUUUAUAUUCAAAUGUUUUUAUUAAAGUAAGGUUCUCAUUUAGCAGACAUUGCAACAAGUAUCUUCUGUGAAGUUUAACUGUGUCUUACCAAGCAGGACACAUACUAGCCAGAAAACGAAAACACAUUGUGAGAUUUAUACUCCAUUGGGGUACAUGACAUGGCAUUGGGAUCAAAACAUGUGGUUUUAAGUCAUGAAAACUGCAACUAUUGAAGAGGAAAAGAACCUCGUGAUUAAAUAUCAAACCAAAAAGGAAAGUGAAAUGGUGCUUUGUGUAUUUGCCUUUGGUCGCCAUGACUGGCCUCUCCCCAAAAUGUAUAUACCAUAGCAUUUGUCUACCUGCUGUCUUUUCUUCAGGACAGGUGUUCAGGAAUUACACUGAUUCCAUUUAGAUUCUAUGCAUAUGUGUAUGUAAGUGAUGUUCAGAAUCAAUGAGGAAACUUUAGACCAAUUUUGACGCCAUGGAUGGAAAUGAGCCAUAAGACAAGUGUAACAUACCCUGGAGCCUUCUACGUAGGGUGGCUUUGGAAAGGUACAGAGUGUGCCUCUUUGUGAAUCUCCUUUUCUGAUCAUGAAGGCUUUUUCCACAUUUUCCUUUUCACAAUGUGUUUACACAGCCCUUGAAAUAGCACAGAGCAUUGGACCAUAAGAAGAUUACAGGUGGAUGCUGAGUUGGUUGUUGGGUGAUAGUCUAUUUUGUGUAUUAGGAAUGAGGCACUAAAGGACACACAGUCAGGAAACGUCCCUCAGCCUAGAUCGGCAUCCAAGGGGAAGGAGCAAGGGCUCCCAUGGGGAUGUCGCCACAGGAGAGUCCCUGGACCAGUAACAUUGAAGAGCCAAUGUUGGCUAGAGUACACCCAUGCCUUACAACCCCACGGACGAGGUGUCAGGGUGCUCAACUACCAAUGGAUUCUGUGGAAGUAGGAAACCCUAUGAUAAUUCCAAUAACUAGUAAAUUUUAAAUUUCUCUCACGUUUUGUUUUUUCUGUGUUGGAAAACUUUACAUAUUUUUAUUUCCGUCUCCAAGAAAUAGAGCAAUUUAUUCAUCUAAUUAGCUGGAAUCCAAAGACAGUGAAUUCUAAUUUUCAAACUAGUACAGUAUUUCUGAAUAGUCAAAUACUGAGUUCUCUUUUUAAAUCAAGAACUGAAUUCUUCAAGCUGGUAAAUAAAAGCAACAUGGUCAUCUUUGCUUUAGAAGGAGGUAUCAGAUGUGCAUUUCACAGCAUGUACACACUAACCAUCAUUCACCAAGUUUAGUAUCUUAUGGAUUUCAAGUUUUAUACAGUAAGGAAUUUUAUGUUUGCUUUUUCUCUUAUUAAAGAAAUCGCUCCUUUGUAUUGAGAACAGUAUCUCAAGGUCUCACUUUUAUUUUAAAGCUGUAAGAGACUUUUAAAGAGACUUAUAGGAUGUAAAGUAAUUCCUAGAAAUGAUAUUUGAUGAGAAUGUAAGGGAGUUAGAAACACAUUGUUUCCAUUAAAAAAAAUCAUAAAAUUAGUGUGAAAAAUCAAAGAACUAUGUUUACCAAAUGUACUGCAAUUUUCCCAACCCAAGUCUUUGAAAAACAAUUAUGAACUUACAGGUACUGUGAACUCAAAUAAUUGGCUAUAUCCAGAUUUACUGAAAGAAAAUUAAGUCGUGUUUAUGUGGCAUAAAUAAGCUGAUUCAGAAGUUACAUUUCUUAGCUGUAGGUAGAGGAGAAUAUUUGUAUCCUUUUGUUGCUAUGCAACUGUUUAAUAAUGAAAUGUGCUUCAAACCACAAUUUUGUAUAUCAUAUGACAAUCAAUUUUUUCCAAGAAUAUUUAUUGUUUUAAGUAAACACAAUUUCAGUGAAUCUGAGUUUUCUAGGAGUCCCUUAAAGGGAAAUUAGCAUUCCAUGAGUCAGUAAAAUACCUACUCUGGAAAAACAUUUUUACAGUUAAAAAAAUAAAUUCAAGUUAGUUUUGUAUAAAGAACUAUAACAUUUAUUUUAAACAUUUUAUAAUAACUGAAGUCAUUAAGGUGAACAAACUAAAUUUCAAAACCACUUGUAAUAAUGUACUUUAUAAUAGCACUGUGAUACUACAUAACACAGUCCCUUUUGUACUAAGAUAGUAUUAUUUUCACAAACUUAAAAAAAAAACCUUUUGCUUUGUUGACAAUGUUUUGUAUGAUAACUUUAUUUCAAAUUUUUUUUCUUUUUCUCUUUUUUGCACAAAAGUAUGUUUAUGGUUUGUAUCACAGAAGUGAAAAUAUAUCUGCAUUUUUAUAUCUGGUCUGUUUCUUUAUUUCCUUUGUUUUUAACUCUAUAGAUUUUCUCCAAAUAUAUAACAGCAAUAUUCAGAUAUCUUUUGCUGCAUGCAUUUAAUCACUGUAUUACUUAAUGUUUGAUUUGUUAUUAUGGGCAUUUCAAAUAGACAAGCAUGGAAUUGUAAUGUUAAAAGGCUAUUUUAUAUUAAGGAUAUAUGCGUUUGUAUUUCACACACCAGAGAUAUUAAACACUGAUUAUUUUAUGCUGCUGUUUAUUAAAAAUGU
Messenger RNA from Tupaia belangeri chinensis (Chinese tree shrew), 5339 nucleotides. RefSeq names its product ROR family WNT receptor 1 (gene ROR1). Gene Ontology annotation, molecular function: Wnt-protein binding; ATP binding; protein kinase activity. Gene Ontology annotation, biological process: protein phosphorylation; positive regulation of kinase activity; cell surface receptor protein tyrosine kinase signaling pathway. Gene Ontology annotation, cellular component: plasma membrane; signaling receptor complex. The record is from RefSeq and is a predicted model, not a curated record. The coding region runs from base 1 to 2772 and encodes 923 amino acids. Lineage: Eukaryota; Metazoa; Chordata; Mammalia; Scandentia; Tupaiidae. The transcript has 9 exons.